Hypanus sabinus (Atlantic stingray) is the source of this 6554-nucleotide messenger RNA. Its product is annotated as mothers against decapentaplegic homolog 6-like. NCBI's taxonomy places the organism in Eukaryota, Metazoa, Chordata, Chondrichthyes, Myliobatiformes, Dasyatidae. Gene Ontology annotation, biological process: SMAD protein signal transduction; BMP signaling pathway; cell differentiation. Gene Ontology annotation, cellular component: heteromeric SMAD protein complex. The transcript has 4 exons. The record is from RefSeq and is a predicted model, not a curated record. Gene Ontology annotation, molecular function: I-SMAD binding; transcription regulator inhibitor activity. Bases 316 to 1332 code for a protein of 338 amino acids.
GUGGGUGGUCCGACCAACUUCCAGUGACAGGAGGUGAGUGUCGGCCGAUCCCUCCCAACAACUCAUCCACAGGGACCACGGCGGGGAGCGGAGAAUGGGUCCUGCUCUUCGCCGUCUGCAGAGAUCCCUGAGACGGUGUGAGAAAUCACUGUAACUCAGCCCCAGAGGAUCCGGGGGAACCUGGAUCAGCCGAGCAGCUCUCCGGGAAGCGGCGCUAGGAAGUGAGUUUAUUUAUUUUCGGGAGUUCCUCACCCCUCCCGCUCCCUUCUCUCACUUGUGAAUGACCUCUCCCCCGAGCCGCUACCCUGGCGUCGCAUGUUCGGCUCCCGACGCUCGUCCGUCGUGCGGAGACUGUGGAGAAACCGGUGCGGGGCGGGGGCGACGGCGGCGGGCGUCGCGGGAGGAGAGAGCGGCCGGAAUGAGGACCUGCAGGCCGGGCUAAAGCCGGUCACCCAGUCACUCUUCCAGAAACUGCGGGACGAUCAGCUGGAGACGCUGGCGCGGGCGGUGGAGGGCGGCGCCGAGGAGCGCGGCGGCUGCGUCUACGUCCCCGGGGGCGAGGCGAACCCCUGGCCGCCGGUGCUGACCUGCCGGCUGUUCCGCUGGCCCGAUUUGCGCUCGCCACACCAACUCAAGCGGCUAUGCAUCUGCGAGUGCUCGCCCAGAGUCGCCGAGGAGGCGGGCGGGGUGUGCUGCAACCCCUACCACUUCAGCCGGCUGUGUGAGCCCGAAUCUCCUCCACCGCCUUACUCCAAGCUGUCUCCAAGCCAAACGUGGAACAACUUUGAUGAUGUCGGCCUGUCUCCUUACCUGCCCAGAGAGGGACACUGGUGCAGCGUGGCAUACUGGGAGCACAGAACCCGCGUGGGUCGCCUCUUCGCCGUCCACGAGCCCUCGGUGGGCGUCUUCUGUGAUCUGCCACUCGGCAGUGGCUUCUGCCUGGGCCAGCUGCAUGUGGCCAACCGCCACGAGAUGGUGCGGCGCACCCGUGGCAAGAUUGGUGGGGGCGUGCUGCUGAGCCGGGAGCGGGACGGUGUCUGGGUCUACAACCGCAGCCAGCACCCCAUCUUCGUCAGCUCCCCCACCCUGGGCCUGCCUGGCUCCCGCGCGCUCUCUGUCCACAAGGUGUUGCCUGGCUAUUCCGUCAAGGUUUUUGACUAUGGCAAGUCGCGCGCCCUGCAGCGGGCCGCGAGCCCGGGUAGAUUCCCAGAUGGACCUUAUGACCCCAACAGUAUCCGCAUCAGCUUCGCCAAAGGCUGGGGUCCCUGUUACUCCAGGCAGUUCAUCACCUCGUGCCCCUGCUGGUUGGAAAUACUGCUGAAUCACUCCUGAAGGAUUUGUCCUCCUUGGAACAUAAGCAACAGGAGCAGGAGUCGGCCAUGUGGCCCUUCGGGCCUGCUUCGCCAUUCAAUAAGAUGGCUGACCUGGCUGAGGACUCAGCUCCAUCUCCCUGCCUCUUCCCCACAGCUUUUAAUUCCACUACUAUUCAACUCUUCAUUUCCCCUGCUAUGCACAAAUCUAUCCAACUCUGUCAUAUUUACUGAGGUAGCCUCUACUGCCUCCCUAGGCAGAGAAUUCUGCUGAUUCACUCCUCUCUGGAAAAAGUAAUUUCUCUUCAUCUCCAUCUUAAAUCUACUGCCCUGAAUCUUGAUGCUAUGUCUCCUAGUUCCAGUCUCACCUACCAGUGGAAUCAACUUUCCUGCCUCAUUCUUUAUCAUUUUCAAUGUUUCUUAAGAGAUCCCCACUCAUCCUUCUGAAUUUCAGUAAGUAUAGUCCCAGGUGACUCAAUCUCUCCUCGUAGGCUCACCCCCUCACCUCCAGAAUCAAUCUGGUGAACCUGCUCUGCACUCCCUCCAAAGCCAGUACAUCUCUCAUCAAGUAAGGAGACCAGAACUCCAGGUGUAAUCUCACCAGUACCCUGUAGAGUUGCAGCAUAACCUUCCUGCUCUUAAGUUCAAUCUCUCCAGCAAUAACUGCCAUCAUUCUGAAGGGCCUGUAAUGUGCUGUACUGUUCUAUGGUCUGAAGCCCAAGAUUAACGCCACAGUAGCACAGGGGUUAGCACGACACUGUUACAGCUUGGGAACAUCCAAGUUUGGAGCUCAACUCCAGCGUCGUCUGUAAGGCAUUUGUACUUCCUCCCUGUGAACGUGUGGAUUUCCUCAGGGUACCUUGCCUUCCUCCCAUAGUUCAAAGCCCCACCUGUUAGUAGGCUAGUUAGUCAUUGUAAUUUAAAAAAAAUUCAUUUACAGGUGUGGACGCCGCCAGCUCAGCCAGCAUUUAUUGUCCAUCCCUAGUUGCCCUUGAGAAGGUGGUGAUGAGCUGCAGUCCCUGAGGGGUAGGUGCACCCACAGUGCUGUUGGGGAGGGACAUCUUAUUGUCCUGAGAUUAGGCUAGAGUUAAUUCUGGGUGGUGCAGCUCGAUGGACUGGAAGGGUCUGUUCUGCGCUGUAUCGCUUACUUACUGCCUGUUAUGUUGCUGGUGUUCAGGGCAGCAGUGAAGGUCUUCCAUCUCUCUCUGUCCAUCACACAGAUAUAGGAGGAGGAUUCUUGCUCUUUCUGUAACAGUUUUGUUUGACCAGUCAGGGUUGUUAGCUCUGAGCUGAACCCCUUUGACCCUGUUUGACUCUACCAAGAGCCAAAGCACAAGGCCCUGACUCCAGCCAAUGCAGCUCUCUGAGUCAUUGAGGCAUGCAAGCCUCCAAAUCCAAAUAUUUGGUCCUCUCAGAGGUGUGGCCUGUCUCUCAGUAAAUAAAGUAAGUUUCCCUCCCUCGGUCCCCGCCCUUUUGAUCUGCUUAUCGCCUGCAGCCAGUAUCCCUGUUCUCAUUGCUUUCAUUCUGAAUUGUCACAUGUACAUUGAAACAUACAGUGAAACGCACUGUUUGUAUUAAUAAUCCACACAUCUAAGGAGCUGCAUCAUUUAUAUUCACAGCCCACACAUCUGGGGGACUGCCUACAAGUGUUGCCGCCCAUGCAGCACAAAAUGCCAGCGCCAGGCCUGCACCAAGAUGUCCUCUUAGAGUGGUGAGAACUGCUGCCCCAUGGCUCCAAAGACGGGUUCAGUCCCAACCUCCUGAACUUAUUACGUGCACGUGGAAUUUUGCUUCCUGUAACCACGAAGGUCUCUCCCAAGUGCUCGGGUUCCCUCACACACUCUGAGUAGAUGGGUUAAUUGGCCCCUCUAUGCACGGAUGAGGGGUCGAAUCUGGCGAUGGGCGGGAAAGGGGUUGAAAGGAGCUUGAGGACAAUAAAGUGGGAUGAGUAAAUGGGUGAUGAAGGUAGGGAGAGACUUUGGGGAUCUAGAGUUCUUGGAAUCAUGCCCGGUUGCUCUGAGUACGUGUUGGAACUGUGAGUGUCAGCAUGAUCUACCAAGGUAUGUUGAGGGAGGGUCGUGAGUUGAGGACCAAGAAAGUCUGAUGUUUAUUUUUUUGUUCCAGUAAGGUUGAGGCAGAAUAUUUUAACUGUGUUCCUAAUUUGGGGGAAGUCUCGUUGCUCACAAGAUUCCCAAUUGAACCACUUGGUAUGAGGGGAAAGUGCCUGCUGUCCUCCAUAUUAUCCCCUUCCCCCCCCCCCUCCUUUUCAAGGCUAUUGGCUUCCCAGUCAAUGGAAUUCUAAACAGUUGGGAACUACAUAGACUUGGGUGUAUAAAGCUUCAGGAACCUGAGUUGCAGGGGAAGGUUUGGCAGGCUGGGACUGUGUUCCUUGGAGAGCAGGAGACCUUAUAGAAGUGUGUAGAAUCAUGAGGAACAGCAAGAGGUAUUGGUACCUCCCCUCCCCCCCCAGAGUCGGGGAGCUAGAGGGCAGAGGUUUUAGGUGAGAGGGUAUUUAAUAGGAACUUAAGGGCAGCCUUUUUCAUCACACAAAAGGUGGUGUGUGUGUGUGUUUGGAAUAAGCUGCCAAAAGAAACGAUUGAGGUAGGUACAUUAGCACAUGAAAAGACACUUGGGCAACUUCAUGGGUAGGAAAGAUUUAGAAGGAUGUGGGCAGAUGCUGGCAGUGUGUCUAGCUUGAAUGGGAAUGGCAUGGAUGAGUUGGGCUGAUGGACCUGUAUGGCACUGUAAUGGGAGGACAGGGCUGCGCAGUGGGGAGAGACAGCUUAAGAAACCUGGGUUCAAUCCUGACCUCCGGCUCUGUCUGCCUGUGUGAAGUUUACACAUUCUUCCUAUGGCUGUGUGGGUUUAACCAAGUUCCCUUCCAUAUUCAGGUGACAUGCAGGGUCAGUGAAUUAAUCGGCAGCUGUAAGUUUUUCCUCGGUAAGGGGUGGGAGAAGCGAUUGUGAGUUGGUGGGAAUGUAAAUGGGAAUUGUGGUUGUUAUGAGAGUUGACAUAGAAGUGAUGGCCUGAAUGGUCUUGUGUUGGAAGGAUUUACAUCAGAAUUGAAACGUUAGUCAAUGAGGCCGCUGUUGUGAAUUGCAAGACAAACAGUUGAAUUUAUUUCUAUAUAAAUGGCAGGCAUGAAUAUGCACUACCAGUUGGAAUUGGUUUAUUGUCACAAAUGAAAAGCUUGUCUUGCAGGCUGCUCAUACAGAUCAAUCAUUACACAGUAAAGCAGUCAGUUCCUGAGUGCGUCUGUCUCUAUCACUGGGUAUCCCACCAUUACACUGCACAAGACAUGGGAAGCCUUUCGCAGACCCCCAGCCCAACCAGUUCUAGAGUCAGAGCAGUACAGCCUGGACACAGGCUGUUCGGCACAGUCAGUCCAUGCCCAAUUUCCUGCAUUCAGCCCGUAUCCCUCCAGGCCUUUCCCCUCCAUCUGCUUAUCCAAGUGUACCUGCUUCAGCCACUUCCUCUGGGUGCUUUUCCAUUGACUCGUCACCCUUUGCAUGAAGAAGUUGCCCCUUGGGGCUCUUUUAAAUAAGCUGCCUGGUGGUAGCGUAGUGUUAAGUGUAAUGCUAAGUGACCAGGGUACAAUCCCACUGGCCACGUGGGUUUCCUCCCACAUUCCACAGAUGGGUUAGUAGGUUAACUGGUCACGUGGUUUGGACAGUGUGGACUUGUUGGAACCUUCGUUGCUGUAUCUCUAAAUCAAGAGAAAUAAAUCCUUUCCUUCUCACCCUGAACGCAACCCUCUACCCCACUCCAGUUUUGGACUUCCCCCACCUUGGAUGUUUGGGGGAAAUCUCAUGUUUGAGUAUCGCCACACAGUCUUAUUUAACUGGACAGGAGCUUCCUUCUUUCUAACACAGGUGUCCAUUUUAGAAACAAGUUGGAUCAAGUGAGUUGGGUUGAAUUAUGUUGUAAACAUCUCUGAGAGAUGGCUAUUACACUGAUUCAUACAAGAAAUUCCACUCAACUUUAAUAUUGAUAAUCUAUUGACUGUCACCUUGGAUGGCAGCAGCUGUUGGGAACCAGUUGUCUUAUCUGUUCAAAAUCUCCUGCUGCACUUGAUGUGUAUCAAUAUUUGAUUCCAUUGGGCUAUCUUUUAUCAUUGGGUGGCCCUGGUAUCGGUCAGUUCUAUGUCAGAUUCCAUUGGGUGGCCCUGGUGUUGGUCAGUUCUGUGUCUGAUUCCACUGGGUGCCCCUGGUACUGGUCAGUUCUAUGUCUGAUUCCACUGGGUGCCCCUGGUGCUGGUCAGUUCUAUGUCUGAUUCCACUGGGUGCCCCUGGUACUGGUCAGUUCUAUGUCUGAUUCCACUGGGUGCCCCUGGUGUUGGUCAGUUCUGAAUGGCAGAGACUCGAGCCCCUCUCUUUUUGUACAUGUCAGUGUAAAGGAAUGUCCUGCUUUGCAAGACUGCUCGGUGACUCUGCCACUCUGAAUCUCACACACACACAAUACUUCCUCUGCCCACCAUGCCUAAUAAAAGAGUCAUGAGGUCAUAAGAGUCAUGGAUCUUAUAUUAUUUCUCAGUCCCUCCUCCAACCUCCCUUGUUCCCUGCCUGAGGAUUUUUGUUUUACCCAUUGCUUUGUUUUGCUGAAGUUUUGGCCACAACCUUCAGUGGUCAAACUCUGAUAAUUCAGCUUCUUUGGGACCUUGGUACUGGGAUGAGUAUAUUUGCUAGAUCUGUGGAUACUAAGUUUCCCAACCGGGGUUUAAAUUGCUUUUUAUUCACAAUGGCAUAAUAAAUGUUCCAGUGAACAGAUUAAGGAGAGCACAGGAAUUGUAAUUCAGUGUAAUUAAAAGGAACAUGGGGAAACAGGUCCCCAGUGAGCUUAAAGAGACAACUGGAACUAUCUCCCAGAUGCCAACAAUUGGAUAGUGGAUUAUUGGAAUUUUACCAUUGCUUAUUUGGGGAGACAUCAAAGCCGAUAACAAUUCCUAUCACUUGUGUGCAAAACCCUCUGCCAUUAUAUGGACGAAUUCUCCUUUGAUUAGAAUUGAUCAGAAGGAAAUACCUUCUUACUAUAUAUGCACAGAUUUAAUAUAAAGAUUUAUAUUAAAAUUUUAUAAUUGUAAAUAUGGAGGCAUUUACAUAGUAAUUAUUUAUGUAUUUUCAAAUGUAUACAAGGACUAUAAAGGUGACUAAAGGCACUUUGUCAGAUAUCAGUAUAUUAUCACCUAGCUAUCCUGAAAGAUGCUAAGUAAAAUGUACUUUAAUAAACUCAUUUUAUUCACCUGGA